ACGUCACUUGUCCUCCUGGCAACUACAUUAAUCUACAUAACAACAUCCAUCUAUCAAUCUAUCACAUGGUCACCAACACAUGAUAAUAUCUUGAUAAUAGCCGUGCAUCUGUCUUUACUACUGUAGCAAUAAAAUUCACCAUGCAGCGACGAUCUUCAUCCUAUAUGGAUGACCUUCUACGUCAACAGCUGAUUCUAGAUUCCCCAACAUCAGAAUUGUCUAUUCACAGUGAAGACAUGGUACUACCAUUAGACGAUGAUAAUUCCUUACAAACCGACACCAUGACCCGGGUGAUUUCGUUAGGGAGGGCCCAGACCAUAUACACCAAUGAUCGAUAUUUACAACAACGACGAAGAAUCUUGAGUUGGCCCCAAAAGAUCUUCCGAUGGCUUUACUCUUUCUCGUUGGUUAUCUUUAUUGUGUUGCUACUUGCAUUUAUCAGUGUUACCCCGUUGGAUGUUAUUGCUCAGACUUUUGACACUAACAAUUCCAUUGCGGUGAAAACUUUUAUUGUCAUUGUGGUGUGUGUGGUGUUUAUUGUUUUAUCUUUGGUUUUCUACUUCUCAAGAG
This is a messenger RNA of Spathaspora passalidarum NRRL Y-27907, 570 nucleotides long. RefSeq lists its product as uncharacterized. The annotation marks the transcript as partial. The transcript has a single exon. The record is from RefSeq and is a predicted model, not a curated record. Lineage: Eukaryota; Fungi; Ascomycota; Pichiomycetes; Serinales; Debaryomycetaceae.